This is a messenger RNA of Ochlerotatus camptorhynchus, 5080 nucleotides long. RefSeq names its product charlatan (gene chn). Bases 332 to 4162 code for a protein of 1276 amino acids. The record is from RefSeq and is a predicted model, not a curated record. NCBI's taxonomy places the organism in Eukaryota, Metazoa, Arthropoda, Insecta, Diptera, Culicidae. The transcript is spliced from 7 exons.
CCGCUGAGUGGAGACACGCACGUUUUUCUCUCGUUCGGUUUGAGUCGCGCGGUCCGGAGUGCUUUUUUCCUUGCUCGGUGUGAAUCUCACCCAAAAGGGACUCGGAAGUCGGAAGAUCAGCUCGGAUUAACAGGUUUCUUGUGACUGAAAGUGCUAUUCCCUUUAGUGAGUGACUACAAAUUCGUUUAUCCAGUGACAGUGACACUAGUGGUUCUAGUAUACGGGGUGUCCCCCAUUGUUUACAGGCUUACCCAAAGGAGGCGUAAAAGAUAAUCACCACAACAGCUAGUGGCAACGAAAGCUACUACAACUACCCUUAGGGUGGUCCACGAUGACCGCGCUAAUCCCAACGUCUCAGCCCACCGGGGUUGAGGCGUACGAGGACAUGUUCAAGGAAAUCACCCGUAAGCUGUACGGAGACGAAUCCGCCCAUGGCCUCUACCCGCACAAUACCCAGGUAGCCCAGGUGGCCCAACUGGCAUCAGGUGCCCCCGCGGCACCCGAAGGCGGCGAACGGUCCUUCACCACACUGGUGUCGGAUCGUAGCAUUACCCAAAUCGAUUACGAAACCACCACAGUCAAUGUUCAACAACAGCAGCAAGGUGGUGGGAAUCAACAACAGCAGCAACAAUCGGCUGGAAAUUUCAAAUCGGAAGAACAUCUCACGACGGCCUUCGGGCUUGCGGCACUUAUGCAGAACGGAUUUCCUCCACCGGGUGCCAUACUGAACCCGGUCAACUUUCCCGUCGGCACGACGCUGAAACCAAGCACAAACAUCUCCAUUGCCACCGCCGACGAUCGCUGGCAAACGCAGACUCAGCAAUCUCAACCUCAGGACCAGCAGCUGCCGGCCGGCAACGAGCAAGCAUGGUCCUCCGGCGGAAAGCAGUCCUCGUCCUACUCACAAAAGUCGUUCAAAAAACCCAAAAUCGAACCCCAGGACGGUUCCCCUACGGGUGGCUCUAUGAACACCGGCAGUACUCUGAACAUUCCACAGACCGGUUCCGACAAGAAAGGAAACUACAGUUCCGCUGCCAUCGGAGCCGCCACCGGAAAGCGUUACAGUUGUUCCUCCUGCCCGUACACCACAGAUCGUAGAGAUCUGUUCACCCGUCAUGAAAACAUCCACAAAGAGGAAAAACCAUUCCAUUGCUAUGCCUGCUUGAAGCAGUUCAAUCGGGCGGACCACGUGAAGAAGCACUUCCUCCGGAUGCACCGCGACAUGGAAUAUGAAAUCGCAAAGACGCGAAAGUCGGUCAGCUCCAAGAACAACUACUACAACAACAAUACUGCCGCCUCUACGCCCGCUAACAGCAGUUCCAACGUCUCAGUUUCCGUCCUAGCAACUCAACCGAUAGUUUCCCAACCAACAACCACCAUCCAGGCCAGUACCCUGAACAUUCCGACGGCAACGUUCCCAACGCAAAUUACCAUUCCCACUCAUCACGUCGCCACUACGAUUGAACAUACGGUCAACGUGGGUGGGAGUAGCCACGACAUCGCCACCAUCAACGGCAUUGUCCACCACGUUCAACACCACCAGCAACAACAACAACAACAACAACAACAACAACAACAACAACAACAACAACAACAACAACAACAACAACAGCAACAACAGCAGCAGCCACCGCAUCCACCAACACAAAUCGUUCUGGCCCCACCGAUAGUUGCCAUCAAGCAGGAGAAAGGAAGUGCCCUCUCACAGCAGACAGCCACGGCUGUUGCGGCGGCAACCGCCAUAGUCAACAAUACCCAACAGCACCACGACAUCGGUGCCGGUGAAGGAGCCAACGACGACGACAAGUCGUUCGUGAAGAAGAUCAAAGGCGAGAAACGAUUCACCUGUUGCUACUGCCCGUGGUCCGGUGCCGACAACUGGGGUCUCAAGCGUCACCUGAACACCCACACGAAACCGUUCGUCUGUAUGCUGUGCGACUACAAGGCGGCCCGUUCCGAGCGCCUGGCCACGCACGUCUUCAAAGUCCACAACAAGAAGGCCUGCAACAAGUGCAACUACUUCGCCGAGGACCAAGAUCAACUCAACACCCAUCAGCUCGAGGCACACCCAAACGAAGUAAGCAAACCGGCAAAGACUACGGUCGUCGGUGGAACGAUUAACAGCCCCACCGUGGUGGCCACAUCCACCAUCAGCGGAACGGGCAACGUGUUGCGCAAUCUAGGAAAUACCUUUGUUCCGAACAAUAUCCACGGGAACGCCAGUGGGAACUCCUUCGGGACGACGACCAACCACACCAACAUCUACCACACGAUAACGACCUCCGCCACGACGGGGAACAUACUGACCAACAGCAACGCGUCCAAUCUGAUCGAUACGAUCAAUGCCCAUCUGGCCCAGACGGCCAACAACAAUAUCGGCGGCAGUGGUGGUGGUGGUGGUGGUGGUGUUUCUGGUAGUGUCAUUCCGGGAAACGGCAUAGGUGGAGGGGUAACGCAGGUGACCACAAAUGGCCCUCAACACCACCUCCACCAGCAACAGCAUCAACAACCUCCUACAUCACACCAUCAACCUCAACAGCAACAGCAACAGCAACAGCAGCAGCAGCAACAACAGCAAACAACCCACCACUGGAUAGCCAAGGUCAAUCGGAAACGGGGAGCUGAGCUCCUAUACAGCUAUCUGGAGGCGGACGGAAGCGACUCGGAAGAUUAUGCCCGCUUACUCAACAUGCAAGCGGUUGGCCGUAACAAAGCUUCCGUCACGCAGGAUUUUCAUAAUGCGGGAGGCGGAAACCAACAAUACAGCAACAGUAGCAGCAACAGCAGCAGCAACGGUACCAACAUGCUAUCACUCCUGGUGGCAGCAUCCUCAUCGGCAUCAUGCUCACCCACGCAUGCAUCGCCCUCGUCACCGUCGUCACCGGCGUCAUCCCUGGCAUCGCCAACGGAAACGGCUGCUACUGGUUGCUCCACAAUGCAACAGCAUCAACCUGGCAAGAUUCCCAUGACCGCUAAUGGGAUGGCAAUGGCCAACCUGACUGAGGAGCAUCUCUCGUUGCUCCAACUAUUGGCCACUGCCGCCGUUGCUCAACAACAUCUGCAGCAACAGCAGCAACAACAGCAGCAGCAGCAACAACAGCAACAACAACAGCUGCAACAGAAGGCGACGUCGACAACGAUUAGCACUUCGCCUCCCGCGAAUCAACCUCACCAACAGCAGCAACUACCGAACCACCACCACCACCAGAAUAGUACAAACCACUCGGCCAGCGAUCCCGUGAACAACAAUGGUUCCAAGCGACGUCGUAAAAGUAGUUCCCGAAACGAUAAGGAGAAUUUGGUCCACCGCCAUCCGGCCGCCGCCAGCGGCAAGGUCAUCGAUCUUACAACCCCCAACAGCGCCGCGACCGGUCCAGCCGAAAACGGAAUUGAACGGAACAACAACAGCAGCAGCAACAAUAACAAUAGUACCGUUAACAAUAAGAAUAUAAACGAAACUAUUUUUGAUAGAGUGUAUAAGAAACCGUACAAUAUGUUUUUAACGAAUGCGUUCUGCAAGCCAACGUCGAUCGCCGAGAAGGUCGACAAGGUCCCCAGGGACGAAAACUUUUCCCUGACCGAAUUCCUUCGGAACCACAAGGAAGUCUCGAUCAGUUCGCUGUCGUCGGCGAACAAGACCCGGGGCGACGACGACGACGUGAUCUUCAUCAAGGAGGAGGCAAGGCUCGGCCGAAAGCAGCAGCUACCCCGGCGAAAACUGCCGGCGGAAUCGGACCUGAAUCAAAGCACCGAUCAGCAGCAGAUCGCUGACAUCCGGGAUAAGCACAUGAUCCGGUUGAUAACGCGGAAGCUGUGCUGCCGGAUCUGCCAGAAUCAGCAACGUCUGGAGCAUUCGGACAACUGCCACUACCACAGCAAAACGUCGCUGAUCCUGCACAACCGCUGGCGCCACGGGCGGCCCACGGCGGAGCAGUGCAAGCUGUGUCGGGCAACCUUCGACCGGAAGUAUAAGCUUAUCUUGCAUCAACGGUUGCGGCACUCGAAGAAGAGGAAAUUGGCGCCAAAAAGCGUUAAGUCCAAGAAGAGCGUGUCGUCCACUGCCGGCAAGAAGGUUUCCAGCAAGAAGAAACCGCAAAAGCAGCAGAAGGAACGGAAACGGAAGUCCAAAAGCCGCUCCGGCAGCAACAAACGGCGCAAGUAGAUGGUAGGUGUAAAGAUUUUGAACAUUUUUUUAUUAUUAUCGUGUACUAAAAGGCGGUAGCUAUCUGUAUUAUACUGUGGUAGAAAUGUACGGAGUCUACUCAUCCGUAACGCACUACGAUUGGGCAGGUGAAACAUAUUUAGCAACGUAGAGUAGAACCGAAACAGAGAUUUGAUGUGUGUUUUCGCACAAGAUACUACUUUUACUUUGACUUUAACUUUAAACAUUUAUAAAAUAUUUUAUUUCAUAUUUCAAACAACGGAACCAGAACAAGCUCAAUCCAAGUUUAGAAGAAGAAGAAGAGGAAGAAAAAAGACAGAGAGAUUAAUCCCGAUUCGGCUAAGCCAAGGCGUGCAAUCUAUUCCUAAAAAUUCUCCUACGAAUGACUAACUUCUAUCUUCACGCAGAGGAAACGUACAAAAGUAUCGAACAAAACUAUAUAUUUUCUCGUAAAACAUUUAUACAACCCGGAAUGGUACCUAUUAGGUAUUCAUAUUAUAUUCUACUUGCCAUUUGCCACGCGCAGUCCAAAACUCAAAACGACAAAGUAUAUUAUUUUGUUACCUAUUAGCGAUUGCACCACCCGUUCUCAGUUCGCUACAUUAGAGGAAGCGGGAAAAUUUUCGUUCAAAUUGUUUUUUACCACAUUUAUUUGUUUACGUUUCAUUCACAACCAUGUAAAGUUUUAAAAAAAAGCAGAAGUAAAGUGAGAACCCCAUAACAAAAGUGGAAAUUGACGUGUCAUAACAAAAGUGUAACGAGGUAGCAAGAGAAAAAAAAUAAGUCACUUCAGACAAAAGAGAAGAAACACAAGAAAAAUCUGAUUAUUAUUAUUGCUAUUAUAUAUUAUAUAUUGUAACAACCAACUGUAUUGAUCAAUGUGAAUUCUUAAUAAAAGAAAAAUCAACCAAACGAGAA